GCUCUCCCCGCCUCCGGCCUCCGCCCUGGGGAGCUGGGCUGGCGGGCGGGGCCCCAGCCAAGGCCGCGCAGCCGGAGCGGGGAGCAGCAGCUGUUGCUGCGCCAACACUGUGGCCCGAGGCUCCGCUCGCCCCUGGUCUGAUCCAGCCCAAAGAUGAGCCUGCUGGUCCCUGUGGGGUGCAGCCCCAGCCUCCGGCUCUUCGCCUGCCUCCUCAGGCUGGGCACUCAGCAGGCCUGCCCACUUCAGCUGCACACGGGGGCCAGCCACGCUGCCAAGGACCACUAUGAGGUGCUGGUGCUGGGCGGGGGCAGCGGUGGGAUCACCAUGGCUGCCCGCAUGAGGAGGAGAGUGGGUGCAGAGAAUGUGGCCAUUGUUGAGCCCAGCGAGAGACAUUUCUACCAGCCAAUCUGGACACUGGUGGGGGCUGGUGCCAAAAAGUUGUCCUCAUCUGGUCGUCCUACAGCGAGUGUGAUUCCAUCUGGAGUAGAAUGGAUCAAAGCUAGAGUGGUUGAGCUGAACCCAGACAAGAACUGCAUCCACACAGACAAUGGCAAGGAGAUCUCCUACAAAUAUCUUAUUAUUGCUCUCGGAAUCCAGUUGGACUAUGAGAAGAUUAAAGGCCUACCUGAAGGUUUUGCUCAUCCCAAAAUAGGAUCCAAUUACUCAGUUAAGACAGUAGAGAAGACAUGGAAAGCUCUGCAGGAUUUCAAGGAGGGCAAUGCCAUCUUUACCUUCCCAAAUACUCCCGUUAAGUGUGCUGGAGCCCCACAGAAGAUCAUGUAUUUAUCAGAAGCGUAUUUCAGGAAGACAGGAAAACGAUCCAAGGCCAAUAUCAUUUUCAACACUUCUCUUGGAGCAAUUUUUGGGGUUAAGAAGUAUGCAGAUGCCCUGCAGGAGAUCAUCCAGAGCCGGAACCUCACUGUUAACUACAAGCAAAACCUCAUUGAAGUCCGAGCUGAUAAACAAGAGGCUGUUUUUGAGAACUUGGACAAACCUGGAGAGACCCAAGUGAUUUCAUAUGAAAUGCUUCAUGUCACACCACCAAUGGGCCCACCAGAUGUCCUCAAGACGAGUCCUGUGGCUGAUGCUGCUGGCUGGGUGGACGUGGAUAAAGAGACUCUACAGCAUAAGAGAUACCCAAAUGUAUUUGGGAUUGGGGACUGCACCAACCUUCCUACAUCAAAGACUGCUGCUGCAGUUGCUGCCCAGUCAGGAAUACUUGAUAAAACAAUUUCUCUGAUUAUGAAGAAUCAAACACCAGUGAAGAAGUAUGAUGGCUACACAUCGUGUCCACUGGUGACUGGCUACAGCCGCGUGAUUCUUGCGGAGUUUGACUACAGUGCUCAGCCGCUGGAAACCUUCCCCUUUGACCAGAGCAAAGAGCGGCUUUCCAUGUACCUCAUGAAGGCCGACAUGAUGCCUUUCCUGUAUUGGAAUUUGAUGCUACGAGGUUACUGGGGAGGACCAGCCUUUCUGCGGAAGUUGCUCCAUCUGGGUAUGAGUUAAGGAUGGCUCAACCCUUGCUCUCCUUGGACAGCUUCUGGAACCAAAUCACAGUCGUCUACUGACCAAGAGCAGCACGAAGGAUUUGGACCUGAAUCCUGCAAAGAGUUUACUCCUGGGUGAUGGUGACCAAAUGCUUCCUUUAUCAGUAUCUUGAAACGGUCACCAUGUGGGCUUCCCUAAAUGAGCUUGAUCUUUUACAAAUAUUCAAAUGAAAGGACAGACUUCUGUUUUCUAAAUAAAAGCUUGCUGUUGAUCAAGA
Messenger RNA from Choloepus didactylus (southern two-toed sloth), 1765 nucleotides. It is a transcript of the gene SQOR, whose product is annotated as sulfide quinone oxidoreductase. The record is from RefSeq and is a predicted model, not a curated record. Bases 154 to 1506 code for a protein of 450 amino acids. Gene Ontology annotation, cellular component: mitochondrion. Lineage: Eukaryota; Metazoa; Chordata; Mammalia; Pilosa; Megalonychidae. Gene Ontology annotation, molecular function: sulfide:quinone oxidoreductase activity; FAD binding. The transcript has 10 exons.